Messenger RNA from Closterium sp. Yama58-4, 2085 nucleotides. NCBI's taxonomy places the organism in Eukaryota, Viridiplantae, Streptophyta, Zygnematophyceae, Desmidiales, Closteriaceae. The record is from the annotation of a GenBank genome assembly.
AUGAACAGCAGCACCGCUGACGUGGCAAUGAAGCCGUUGUCUUUGCGGACAACGGUGGUUGGCGACUCGGGAUUCCUGCCCAAUCAGCUUGCAGGCGACCCGUCCGGAGGUGAAAUGCGAGCAAUGGAGCAACUGGAGCUGGAGCGAGGCGUGUGUAACCCGUUCAAGAAAUACACUCCGGAGAUGGUGCGAGCACGCGCCUUCAGUUCCCCCUCCGCCUUCCUGGGCAUCCUGCUGCGAGGCACGGAGAUCGUGUGGGAGCUCACCAUGUUCUUCCUCUCGCUCUCCUACGACAAGCUCAUGGGCCUCGACGACCGCAACGUGCCGACGCGCGCCGCCCAGCUGCGCCGCCUGCUGUGCCGCCUGGGCCCGUCGUUCAUCAAGUCGGGGCAGGUGCUGGCGAACCGACCGGAUAUCAUCAGAGAGGACUACAUGAACGAGCUCUGCAUCCUGCAGGACGACGUCCCUGCCUUCCCCACUCAGGAAGCGUUUGCCAUCAUAGAGGCCAACAUGGGGGUGCCUCUGGAAGAGACCUUCAGCGCCAUCUCUCCCGAGCCUGUUGCUGCGGCUAGCCUCGGGCAGGUCUACCGAGCCAGGCUGAGAGCCUCGGGAGCCGAGGUGGCAGUCAAGGUGCUGCGACCAGGAAUCGAGCCAGUGAUCUACCGGGAUCUCUUUCUCUUCCGCACGCUGGCGUCCUUCCUGAACGGCAUCUCCAUCCAGAAGCUCGGGUGCAACGCCGAGCUCAUCGUCGACGAGUUUGGCGAGAAGCUUCUAGAAGAGCUCGACUACCGCCAGGAGGCCCGCAACAUCCAGAGCUUCUACGAGAACUUCCUCGGAGAUCCGACGGUCAAGAUCCCCCUGUGUUACUCGGAGCUGAGUGGCGAGAGAGUGCUAGUGAUGGAGUGGAUCGACGGGAUUCGCUGCACCGACCCCCAGGCGAUCAGGGCAGCGGGCAUAGACACGGAGGUGUUCCUCACGGUGGGCGUCAGCGCCGCUCUCCGCCAGCUGCUAGAGUUCGGCCUCUUCCAUGGCGACCCCCACCCAGGCAACAUCUUUGCGAUGAGGGAUGGGCGCAUAGCCUACGUGGACUUUGGCAACGUGGCGGAGCUGAGCCAGUAUAACAAGGAGAUCCUCAUCGACGCCAUCGUGCAUGCUGUCAACGAGGACUAUGUCGAGAUGGCCGGGGACUUCACCCGCCUGGGAUUUUUGGCUCCUGGCACGGAUGUAACUCCCAUUGUGCCAGCGCUCGAGGCCAUCUGGCAGAACAGCACGGGGCAGAGCCUGGCAGAUUUCAACUUCCGAACCGUCACACGCAAGUUCAACCAGCUGGUGUACAACUUCCCCAUCCGCAUCCCGGAGCGCUUCUCCCUCGUGAUCCGCUCGCUGCUCACCCAGGAGGGCAUCUGCCUCUCCCUCGAACCCAACUUCAAGUUUCUUGAAGUCGCCUACCCUUACGUGGCGAAACGUCUUCUGACGGAUCCUGAUCCGGCACUGCGGUCUCGGCUCAUCCAGGUGCUAUUCAAGGACGGUGUGUUCCAGUGGAAGCGCCUGGAGAAUCUUAUCACACUGGCCAAGGAGCAAGUGGCACUAGCAAACAGGGCUCGCCACCCAGACGGCACUGUCACAGCGGUAGCAGUGGCAGCGACACCGGCACCAGCAGCUGUUGUUCCCGACUCACGCUUCUUCCCGCUUGAUCCCGCUGCAUUCGGGAGCCUCAGCCAACUCGCUCUGCCGAUCCCAGCUCCAGCCUUCCUCACAGGCCUCUCCACUGGAGGCCCAGCCAGAGCCGCCACGUCAGCAACCACGUCAGCGGCAUCAGCAGUAGCAGACGGGGGUCUGGACCUGAGGGAGACGAUUCGGGACGGGGCGCGUGUGCUGCUGAUGGACCCAGGACUGAGGAGGCAGAUACUGCUGGCGUUCACACAGGACUCGAGGCUGCACGUUAAAGAGGUGAUGGACUUAUACCGGCUUGUGGCUGACGACCUUCCAACCGAUGCUCUUGUAGGAGAUAUUGUUGAAGGAAUACCAUCUAUUGGGAGGGAUCUGCUUCUAUCGUGGAGUGAUAGCAUCCUUGAAAGGCGAUAA